AUGGCAAUGGUGUUGGAUGCAUUUGCAUCCUACUUGGCAGACUUGCUCACGCAGGUGGAUGCAGAAGAUCUAGGAAUGCUGAUCGGUACUUCUGACGAGAUAGAAAAGAUGGGGGACAAGCUUCAUGACCUCAAGAACUUCCUCACAGAUGCCGAUAGGAGGAACAUCACCGACAAGAGCGUCCAAGAGUGGGUCGGGCAGCUGAAGCGUGCCAUCUAUGAAGCUGCUGACAUCCUCGACCUCUGCCAGCUCAAGGUCGUGGAGAGUGGAACAUCACAUGUAAAUGUAGGGUGUUUCGAUCCCCUUGUCUUCUGCAUGCAGAGUUUUAGAGGGUGUUUCAAUCCCUUGCUCUUAUGCAUGAAAAAUCCCUCCCAUGCUCAUGACAUCGGCACCCGCAUCAAGGCGCUCAACCAGAGGCUUGACACCAUCAAGGAGCAGAGUGUUGCUUUUGGCUUCAUAAAUCUUGGGUCCAAUGAGGGUCAUAGUAGUAAUAUGCACAUCUCUCGUCGUGGUAAUCCUAGCCACGAGAUGUCGGGGCCUGACCGGUUCAGUGUGGUCGGAGAGAAGAUUGAAGAAGACACAAAAUCAAUGGUGGCUCAGAUCAUGCAGGCAGGAAACAAUGUCAACAACAACAUCAUGGUGCUUGCCAUCGUAGGUGUCGGCGGGGUUGGUAAGACCACCCUCGCUCAGAAGGUCUUCAAUCAUAAGGCUAUCCAAGGUGAGUUCAGCAAAAAAAUAUGGUUGAGCAUCGACAAAAAACUUCAGUGA
Messenger RNA from Triticum turgidum subsp. durum (durum wheat), 768 nucleotides. NCBI's taxonomy places the organism in Eukaryota, Viridiplantae, Streptophyta, Magnoliopsida, Poales, Poaceae. The record is from the annotation of a GenBank genome assembly.